This is a messenger RNA of Bolinopsis microptera, 1760 nucleotides long. Its product is annotated as runt-related transcription factor 1-like. Gene Ontology annotation, biological process: regulation of DNA-templated transcription. The transcript has 5 exons. Lineage: Eukaryota; Metazoa; Ctenophora; Tentaculata; Lobata; Bolinopsidae. The record is from RefSeq and is a predicted model, not a curated record. The coding region runs from base 5 to 1216 and encodes 403 amino acids. Gene Ontology annotation, cellular component: nucleus. Gene Ontology annotation, molecular function: RNA polymerase II cis-regulatory region sequence-specific DNA binding; ATP binding; DNA-binding transcription factor activity, RNA polymerase II-specific.
UACAAUGACCUCUCUUGCAGCUCUCAGCUCUUACCACCACCCGAAUGUUCCCACCCAACCCACCUCCUCAAUGUGCGCUAACAGUGAGAAAUCCUUUAUUGAUAACUUUGCGGAGAACUCAGGACAACUUGUAAAAACUGAGAGUCCAAACAUUGUGUGUACUGUUCUACCGUCACAUUGGAGGUGCAAUAAAACCCUUCCUAUCGCUUUCAAAGUCUUCUCAUUCGGAGAUGUACCAGACGGAGCUAAAGUGUCCCUCCUUGCGGGGAAUGAUGAGAACUACUGUGCUGAAUUGCGCAACUCUACUGCAGUGAUGAAGGACCGUGUUGCUCGGUUCAAUGAUCUCAGAUUUGUGGGAAGGUCUGGUAGAGGUAAGAUGCUGUGCUUGACCAUCACCAUAGGAACGCACCCUCCGCAAGUCGCGACCUACUCCCGUGCUAUCAAGGUCACAGUAGACGGUCCGAGAGAGCCGAGACGGCACAGAAGACCAGAGACGAGCGCGUUCGAACAAUUCGCAGCAGCAGCAGCGGCGGCAAACCAACGGGACAUGCAGGAAUUGGCGGCGGCGCGGGAUAUGCACGAUAUCCGGAUACAGGAUAUUGGUACACAACCUCGAAUACUGACACCUCCUGAACCUCUAGUUCCCGGGGCAGCGCAAGGAGAUAUCUCACUGCACUAUGGGCCCAGUGGAUGGCCUUACGGAGGGUACGAUAGGUCACCAUACAAGAUGGAGCAAGCAACACCCCACUUAGCUCAUCCAGAUAGACCACUUCUACCAACCCUCCCUCACUCCUCCCCUCUCCCCUUCCCUUCCUCCACCUACAGCUCCAGAAUCAAAACAGAACACGAUAUUCAAACCAUCUCCCAGUUCACCACAGGAACAGCACCCAUCAGGGACACACCGCCUCUGUAUAACCACAGUUCGAGUCUCUACAACCACCAGGUACCCACCUACAGACCCCAACAUCCAUACAACCCCUAUCAAGGGAAUCCCAACCUCCACACUUCUCCUCCCCAUACUACACGCCUCCUCCACGCUCCCCAACAAAACAUUGCUCCACUUUCUGGCAACAUCUCGGCUUUGGCUCAGAUUGCGUUCAACAACCAGCCACACCCUGGACUAGAACACCCAAAAGGAAAGGAGGAAGAACAACAUGCCUACUCUACUAAGAUGAAAAGUGCGGUGGUUAACCAGCAAUUAUGGAGACCUUACUGAGGAUCAGACACUAAAAAAGCAACAAUGGUUGCAACGUUCCGUGAUCUUAUAUUACUUGUGUUGUCCAGAAAAUACGAUGAAAGUAGAGGUGAAGUUAGGAUAUUCGAAAUGCAAUAGAGAAAUGUGCUUCGAGUCUAAAGUUGAUCGUAGUUAGAUAAAAUUAGAAAAUCAGCUGUCAGAUUGUUCGAGAAUUGUUUUCGUGUUUUAGCCUUUUAGAUUGUUGUGUUAGAGUAUUAUGGCUGAAAUUUCAAGUACAUGAAGAUCGCCGAAAAGUAAUUAAGUAAAUGAAAUUCACUUGAAGUGACGUCCUUAUUGUAUACCUCCUUAUCAGAGAUAUGAUUGAAGUUGGCGAAUGUUAAUGAAGAAAGUAGAAUAUUGAGUUCAAUAUAAUACGAACAACGAAGUUCAGUCUCACUGUAUGAAUGACAAAUAGUAGAAUGUAAUGUAAUAAAUGUCAGUAAUAUAAAUGGGCGGGUGGAUGAUGCCCCAGAAAGAGUAUGAAUUGUCAGUUUUUAUACAUUAGCUUAUUAAUCAUUUCUAGUCG